UACCUGUCAAGAAAGACUGUAGACAAGUUCUUGGGACCCUUUUGCGUUUCCUAAACCAUUUUCAGAUUUUCUAGUCUCCUCGGGAAAAGAUUUUAUUCGUCGUUCCUUUUUACUGCUAAAUUCUUGUUGCUUGAAAAUCUGUCUUUUUUUAUCCUCCAAAUCUUUUACUGUAUUGUAACAGCCAUUUUAGCUUGUAGGGUGUCCAGCACUCAUCACUUUUAUGUGCAUAUAUGAUCAUGUUUUCAUUUUCAUGUUAAAAUCUUGAGUGUUUUUAGUCUUCUUGAAGGUGUUGUUAGUUUGGGAAGAUAGGAAAAAAAAAAUCAGAGAGAGAUGGAACAGAAGCAUAUGUUGUUGUCUGCUUUGAGUGUUGGAGUUGGGGUCGGUAUGGGGCUAGGAUUGGCCUCUGGACAAAAAGUAAGCAGGUGGGCUGGUGGAUGUGGCUCAAUAGAUGGUGUCACGGCUGAGCAGAUUGAGCAAGAGUUGAUGAGGCAGGUUGUUGAUGGAAGAGACAGCAAGGUCACAUUUGAGGAGUUCCCUUAUUAUCUCAGUGAGAAAACUCGAAUGUUAUUAACAAGUGCGGCAUUUGUUCAUUUAAAGCAUGCUGACUUUUCCAAGCACACCCGGAAUCUUUCUCCUGCUAGUAGAGCGAUUUUGCUCUCAGGACCUGCUGAGUUUUAUCACCAAAUGCUUGCGAAGGCUUUAGCACAUAACUUUGAAUCAAAGCUGCUGUUGUUGGAUGUUAGUGACUUUUCCAUGAAGAUGCAAAGCAAAUAUGGAUGCAGUAAAAAAGAAUAUUCUUUCAAGAGGUCCAUUUCUGGGGUGACAUUGGAACGAAUGUCCUCUCUGUUUGGUUCUUUCUCAAUCCUUUCUCCAAAGGAAGAAACAAGGGGUAAGGAAGGGUCUAGUAAUUCUCCCAAACUUCGCAGAAACACCUCCACCGCUUCUGAUAUGAGUAGUAUGACUUCACAGUCCUCUUCCAUGAAUCCAGCUCCUCUCAAGCACACAAGCAGUUGGUGUUUUGAUGAGAACCUAUUUUUGCAAUCACUUUACCAGGUAUUGGUUUCAGUAUCAGAAAGAAGUUCCAUCAUUUUAUACCUUAGGGAUGCUGAGAAGCUGCUUCUUCAAUCACAAAGGAUGUACAACUUGCUCGAUAAGUUGUUGAAGAAACUCUCAGGUAAUGUGUUGAUACUUGGUUCCCGGAUGUUGGACCAAGAAGAUGAUUGCAAAGAAGCGGAUGAAAGGCUCGCAAUGUUAUUCCCAUACAACAUUGAGAUCAAACCACCAGAAGAUGAGAUUCAUCUUGUCAGCUGGAAAGCCCAACUGGAAGAGGACAUGAAGAAGAUUCAGUUUCAAGAUAACAAAAACCACAUUGCUGAGGUGCUUGCGGCAAAUGAUAUUGAAUGCGAUGGUUUGAGUUCUAUUUGCCAUGGAGACACAAUGGUUCUUAGCAAUUAUAUUGAAGAAAUCGUGGUAUCAGCAAUCUCAUAUCAUCUGAUGAAUAAUAAGGAUCCGGAAUACCGAAAUGGAAAGCUUCUUAUAUCAUCUAAGAGCUUGUCACAUGGAUUGAGUAUAUUCCAAGAAGGUAAAAGUGACGGGAAAGAUACACUAAAACUAGAGACUAAUGCCGAAGCUGGCAAGGAAGCUGAAGGGGAAGAGGCUGUUGGUGCAAAGAAUAAUAGUAAGACUGAAAAAGAGAAAUCUGUUACUGGCGCGAAGAAGGACAGCGAGAAUCAACCUAAAGCCCCUGAAGUUCCUCCUGACAAUGAGUUUGAGAAACGAAUCAGACCAGAGGUUAUCCCUGCAAAUGAGAUUGGAGUAACAUUUGCAGAUAUUGGUGCCUUGGAUGAAACCAAAGAAUCACUUCAGGAGCUUGUCAUGCUGCCUCUUCGGAGGCCAGACCUCUUCAAUGGUGGGCUUCUCAAGCCAUGUAGAGGUAUAUUGCUAUUUGGUCCACCUGGAACAGGAAAAACAAUGCUGGCAAAAGCUAUAGCCAAAGAAGCCGGAGCAAGUUUCAUAAAUGUCUCAAUGUCCACCAUUACUUCAAAAUGGUUUGGUGAAGACGAGAAGAACGUUCGAGCUCUGUUCACACUUGCUGCAAAGGUUUCCCCGACUAUCAUAUUUGUGGAUGAGGUUGAUAGCAUGCUAGGGCAGCGGACUAGAGUUGGUGAGCAUGAGGCCAUGCGGAAGAUUAAGAAUGAGUUUAUGACUCACUGGGAUGGACUGUUGACAAAACCUGGUGAGCGUAUUCUUGUCCUUGCAGCGACCAACAGGCCAUUUGACCUUGAUGAAGCAAUUAUUAGGCGGUUUGAGCGCAGAAUUAUGGUUGGUCUUCCAUCUAUUGAGAGCAGGGAAAGGAUUUUGAAAACUCUCAUGUCAAAAGAAAAAACAGAAGAUCUAGACUUCAAGGAGCUUGCAACCAUGACAGAAGGGUAUACUGGAAGUGAUCUUAAGAACCUGUGUGUCACAGCAGCAUAUCGACCAGUUAGAGAGCUUUUACAGCAGGAGCGAGUGAAGGAUAAGGAAAAGAAGCAGAAAGCUGAAGAAGGCACAAGCUCAGAAGAUGCUGCAGAUACAAAGGAAGAAGGGAAAGAGGAAAGCGUGAUCAUUCUAAGGCCGUUAAACAUGGAUGAUAUGAGACAGGCAAAGAAUCAGGUUGCUUCAAGUUUCGCAACUGAGGGUACGGUAAUGAAUGAGCUAAAGCAAUGGAAUGAGUUGUAUGGCGAAGGGGGUUCAAGAAAGAAGCAACAGUUAACUUACUUCCUCUAGAUUUUACAAAGCAGUCACCCUGUCAUUGGCAACGUUCUUUGUAUGUCGGAGGUUAUGGCCUUCCCUUGCAACUGAAACAUUUUUCCUACAAGCAUGCAGCAGCGGGUGUCGAAUGGAACGCAGAAUGCCCGACACCAGAUCCUCAGAGUGAAAUGAUGGAAAUUACAGAGAAGUUAAAACGUACUGUUUCAGGUUUCUGUCAGAAAAAUGUGUAGAUGAAGCGAAAGAGGGGGUUCUCACUUGUCAGUAUGUUUUAGAUCAUUCUACAAGCAAUUGCCACUGCAUUUUUAGUAUUGUAAUUAUGUGACUGUGUGGUGCUUGGAAAUGCACAAGGGUUUGUGGAAUUUGAGAGGAAUCUGUAUUGGGUUUUUCAAGAUAGUCUGUAGUUUACGAACAAAUAUUAAGGGUAGCAUUUGUACAUCAGUCUUCGUGAAAAGUAGUAAUACUCCUCCUUACUCUUGUGGUA
This is a messenger RNA of Populus trichocarpa (black cottonwood), 3232 nucleotides long. Its product is annotated as peroxisome biosynthesis protein PAS1. The coding region runs from base 331 to 2766 and encodes 811 amino acids. The record is from RefSeq and is a predicted model, not a curated record. Gene Ontology annotation, cellular component: mitochondrial outer membrane. Gene Ontology annotation, molecular function: ATP binding; ATP hydrolysis activity. The transcript is spliced from 15 exons. NCBI's taxonomy places the organism in Eukaryota, Viridiplantae, Streptophyta, Magnoliopsida, Malpighiales, Salicaceae.